Molecule: messenger RNA, 2697 nt
Organism: Rhopilema esculentum
Lineage: Eukaryota; Metazoa; Cnidaria; Scyphozoa; Rhizostomeae; Rhizostomatidae
Source: RefSeq, a predicted model, not a curated record
AUGGCUAGUCAAGAAAUGCAUAGAUGUACUGCUUCCUGUGAUCACAAACAUGAUGAAUCUGUCACUUUCAUCUGGCUGCUUCCCAGAUGUCUGGAAAUAUGCGGUAGUAAGACCCUUAUUAAAGAAGCUUACUUACCAUGUGUUUCCAACUUACCAUAUGUUUCCAAGCUAACCGAAAAAGCAGUUGCUGACAAGUUGAAUGAACAUACCAAAUCAAAUAAAUUAUUACCAGAAAAAGCCUCUGCUUAUAGGAGGGAUCAUAGCACAGAGACAGCUUUGAUAAAGGUUCAGUCGGAUAUGUUUGCAGAUAUAAGAGUAGAUGAUGAGGUGAUAGCUUCUGUUGGCACAGUGAAGAACCUUGUAGUGGAAUAUCUACUGAAAUGCUACGCUGUUCUGGUUGUAUGUUCGUUUUGCAACAAGGACUUCAAGUCGUUAGGCCGCCAUAGCUGGCGUUGCAAGGAAAAAGUUGGAUCAACAGCUAGUGGAAGAGAUUCAAACAGGAAAAGCAUCAAUUCAACAAGCGAAGUGUUUCUACCCGUUUCUGAGACCCAUUCGACAACAAGUAACUGCUCACAUGUUCAAUGUUGUUGUGGAAAAGUUUGUAACGGUCUUCGAGGUUUGAAAAUGCACCAGCGCAGCUGCAGAGCGAUCAAAGGCCUUGAGGGUGAAACGUUUGAAACCGUUCAAAGCGAAAUUGAUAAUAGCUAUGAUGGUGGAUCGAACGCAGCUGAACAGUUGGAUCGCUUUGAUUAUUCGAAUGUGCCUGAAAUUAAACCCGGAAUUAAGCUACCAAAAAACGAUGAACAAUGGAAAACUGCCAACACCUACUUCGCUGCAACAUUGCCUUUAACAGAAAUCAACCCAUCUAACGUCAACGUUUCCAUAAAAACAAUGAACUCAGUCAUCUAUGAUUAUUUUCAGAUCAAUUAUGGAGUAUCAGACGACGUGAUUAAUACAAAUUUAAUUGAAAAAUACAAACACAAGACAAAAAGUUCACUCAAGUCUUGCCUGAAAUGUCUCAAAGAAUCACAAGCUCCCCUCUGUGAAAUUCGCUAUGUAUCUCGGCUUUUGCGUUCCAAGGUGGUACCAAACAGCGAUACAAACAACUGCAAUCAUGAUGCUGAAAUCCAGAAGAAAUUUUGGGGAUAUCUUAAGAAAACUCUUAAAAAGGACAAAUCGAGUUUACCUUCCUUCAACGUAUCUGUGUGUACCGACUUCUUCCGCACUUUUUUUUGUAAACUCAAUCCCACAAAAUCUUUCAAAGUUCCAGACUGGAUCCCAUCUCUAUCUCUCCCUUCAGUUCCAUACAAUCUAGAUCCUCCUUCUUACCAUCAAAUCACGAAAGUUGUUCGUCGAAUGAAGUCGUCUGGUUCGCCUUGUCCGCUUGACAAGCUAUCAAUAAUACCUUUUAAAAGAUGUCCAUAUCUCCGUACAUACAUGACUGAGCUAAUUCGAAUAAUUUGGAGUUCGAGUGAUAUACCUGAGGAGUGGAAACUGGCCUGCACAGUGCUAAUCCAUAAACGGGGCGAUGCAUCUAAUCCUGAAAACUUCCGCCCUAUCACCCUUGAAACCAUUCCACUGAAAAUAUUCACAUCUUGCCUACGCGAUUCGAUGUUUGCAUUUCUCUCCGCAAACAUGUACAUUGAACACAGAAUUCAAAAAGGGUUUCUUCCAAGACUGUCUGGAACAUUCGAACAUACUGCACACAUGGCUUCUAUCAUUAAUAAAGCUCGAAUCAAACAGCGAGCUGUCGUCAUCACAUUACUAGACCUAAAGAAUGCUUUCGGUGAAGUCCAUCACAAUCUGAUCCCAGCAGUUCUUCGCCAUCACCACAUCCCUGAGCACAUUCAAAAUAUUAUCUGCAGCCUUUAUACUGACUUUAAAACAUCUAUCAUAACCGAUACAUUUCGUACCCCUUUUAUACCGGUAGGCCGCGGUGUCCUCCAGGGUGAUUGCCUUAGCCCAUUAACCUUCAACCUUUGCUUUAAUACUUUCAUUCAUUACAUCUCAGAUAAUAAAUUCAGCCAGUUCGGCUUCUAUACAAACUCCUUAAACCCUGUCCAUUGGUUUCAGUUCGCUGACGAUGCGGCAGUGGUUACUGGUCAAGAAAACGAAAAUCAAAUUCUCUUAAACCACUUCUCUAGAUGGUGCUCUUGGGCAAACAUGCAUAUUCGGGUUGACAAGUGCUCAACAUUUGGAAUUAAAAAAUCAUCUACUUCAUCUGUUCAGUUUCUACCCAAACUUAUUGUCAAUAAAAACAUAGUUCCCACUGUUGAAAAAGACAAAUCUUUUAAAUAUCUUGGUAGAUACUUCAACUUUCCUAUGGAUAAUAGUGAUCAUAUGUCAGAACUAUUGGAAACUGUCAACUCGUUAAUGUCCAGUAUCGACAAAUUGUCGUGUCAUCCAAAGAACAAAAUUCUGUUAUACCACCGAUAUGUGCUAUCCAAAAUUUCCUGGAACCUGACCAUCGCUGAUUUAAGCAAGACAUGGGUGACAGAGAAUCUAGACAAUGUUGUUUCAAGCUUUGUUAGACAAUGGCUCGAGCUGCCAAUAAGUGCUUCACUAAGUAGCCUCGUCAUUCCAAAAUCGAAGUUUGGCAUCAAUCUCAUUCUUCCAUCUACCAAGCUCUUACAAUGCCAAACAGUUAUCCGCAACUCUUUAAGACUGUCCCCAAACCAAGAGAUUCGCUCUUUAUGA